Strongylocentrotus purpuratus (purple sea urchin) is the source of this 2903-nucleotide messenger RNA. RefSeq lists its product as uncharacterized. Gene Ontology annotation, cellular component: chromatin; nucleoplasm. The record is from RefSeq and is a predicted model, not a curated record. The transcript has 2 exons. Gene Ontology annotation, molecular function: ubiquitin-protein transferase activity; zinc ion binding. Lineage: Eukaryota; Metazoa; Echinodermata; Echinoidea; Camarodonta; Strongylocentrotidae. Gene Ontology annotation, biological process: positive regulation of DNA-templated transcription. Bases 188 to 2248 code for a protein of 686 amino acids.
UUCCGUAAUAAUCAGUACAGAUAUAUAGUUAGACCUGCAGAUAUUGAUUGUAGCAGAUCUACAUAUACUUUUCAGGUAUAAAACAGACUCUUCAUAUAAAAGUGGACCGCGUUCGAAACAUUUAUGCAGGAUUUUGUGCAGGCUGAAUUGCUUUCUCUUAUUUGUCACCCAUUCGCGCAUCACAUCCAUGGCCGAGAAACAGGAAGAAGUGGACGUUCCGGUCUCUUCACAAGGCUUAACAUGUCCACUGUGUCUUGGUAUCUUCGACGAUGCAACCCUCUUGACCUGCGGACAUACCUUCUGUCGACCCUGUCUCAGGAAAUACGACCUAUCCCGCCAGGAUCUUGAUCACAUGGUCUGCCCUCUCUGCAGGACGGUGACGAAGUUGUCCGCAAACCGGGUCGACGAUCUCCUCCCCAAUGUGACGGUCAACGGACUAGUGGACGACCACCGUGCCAGGUCUGGAGGGGCUAGUGCCAUCCUGGAGAUGCGGCAAAAGUGCACUGUCUGCAACCUUCAGGUAGAGGUCAUCGCUUUCUGCAGUACAUGUGAUGCAUACAUGUGUGAUCAAUGCCGCGUUGGCCACAAACAACUGAAGCUCUUCUUCGAAGGACAUGAGAUCGUAUCUAUCCAGGAUAUCGUUGAGGGAAAUUUCAAACCUGGUAGUCGCUCCGAGAAAUGUUCCGCCCACAGACAAGAGAACAAAGAUAUGUUCUGUCAGGAUUGUAAGAUACGCGUCUGUUUCAAGUGCGUCAUCAUUGAUCAUCGAGAUCACAAGAUACAAUCACAUCAGGACUUCGAAAAGGAAAUGCAGGUUAAGGUGAGGGAUCUUCUCCAUCGAUGUAAAGCAAAGAAAUCAGAACUGAAGAAGAACAUUCAGACUUUGGAGACGCAUCGUCAUGAAGCACACACUGCUCUUCAGCUACUACGUAAAGAUGUCGGUCAAGCCUGUCGUACCAAGGUCAAGCUACUAGAAGACAACAGAGGUGCACUCGUUGAGAAGAUCGAAGCUCUAGAACGUAGUUUUGAUGAAGCCCUCAACGGUGUCAAAUCGAAGGACAAACAGAUGAUCAAGAGCAUUUGUAGUUUGGAAGAUCUGGUGGCUAAUGACAGACUAGGAUGUCUUGAGGCGGACAGUCUGGUUGUUCACACAUUUCUUUGCGAAGAGAUCGACGGCUUGCUAAAGGAGAUUAUUGAUCAAACCUCUGCAGCAUCCAUAGAAGAGAAGGCACGGAAGCAGAGGUUCAAGCCUGCAGAUGACACCAGCCUUGACCUCGGGAAUAUCUCAGAAACAGAGACUGAGGCUGCACUGGAUGACAUGGUGAAGGGGGCUUCUAAUGACACUUCUGCAGCAACCAAAGUGGAGGAAGCCGAGAAGAAGAGGUUUGGCAGAGGUUGUCAGCGGAUGCCAAGCUAUGAUGACUACACGAUUGGAUUAAUCGUUUGGUCCAAAGAUCGACCGAAACUCCGUAUUAUUAAGUGUGCAUUUUUAGUUGGCGAAGUUAUAGCGAUGACAAAAUACACCAACAACUCAGUGGCAAUCGCAUAUCGUGGUGGUUAUGUCACUGAUAUCGUUAGUUUAAAUGAAGAAGUACCGUUAAACAUUCCAAAAGGUAUGAGAUGUUAUGAUCUUGUGUUCCAAAGUGACAUGACUCUAUGGGUAUCUGCAGGUUAUAAACAGGUACAGAGGUAUUAUUCCAAUGGCAUUCCUAAAUAUACCAAAGUGAAAAGUAAUGGAAGUCUUUUAAGGCUGAGUAGGAGUCAAUCAGAUGAAAUUCUAAUAACCCAAUAUUCAAAUCAUGUCUCCAUCUACGACCCCUCGGGAACCACACUCAAACACGAUGUGCGAACAAGACACAUAAUCACUGAGCAUGCAUUUGCGACCAAGUCGGGUUUAAUCGUCACAAGUUCUUGUUACGGCAACGAAUUUGAGAAUCCAAGGAUGGUGACGGUCUAUGACAGGGAUGGGAAUGCCGGGAGGCAUCUAGAAGCUCCACCUGGGGUCUACCUGUAUCUAGCCUUAGACGAGCAGGACAGGGUGUAUGUAGCGCAUGUUGAUCACAAUACCGUGCUGAUCAAACUAUAUGACCUUGAUGGUCUGAACCUGAAAGACAUUGGUCAGUUUAAUUGUCUGAACUUGGCAAUAAGUGAUACACGUUGUCUCAUGAUUUCUCUCACUCCAGAACUACUUAUGUUUGCUAAUAUCAAUCAAGUCUUUUUCUUAGAAGUUAGAUGGUUUGUUUCCUAAGUAUCUUUCAGUACAGGACCCUUUUGGAUGUUACUGUAAGUCACGCGUUGAAUGUCAAGAGCGUCGAACAUAAUCAUGCCAAUAACGACUCUCUUCACGCAUUUCUGAAGAUAGUUAUAUUACGAUUGAUUGACCUAAUAUAAUUGUAAAAAUAAAUAAUAAUGAUAAUUACAAAAAGAAAUAACAAUAGUUGGUUCUUAUACUGCACUCAACCCCUUCAAAUCUGACCCUCUUGGCGUUCUACAAUUAUUACCGCGGCUCGGGCUUGGCUGCCAUCAUGGCACUCUAGCAUUUCAAAUAACUAAUUCCUGCCUGGUACCCAUUUACCUCACCUGGGUCGAGUGAGGCAUAUAUUGAUAAAAUUCUUACCAAAUGCAAUUAGUGACGUAGCGGGACUCGAACCUCGAGAUGCACAGACUGGUAACUUAUCCACUAGACCACGACACCUCGAAGUGCAAUAGAGGUACAAUAGUUGGCAGUCGAUGAUUAAACAUUUACGACACUAACACGUGGAGAGUUGUGAAAUAUAUUUGCCAUAAUUGAGAAUCAAGAUUUAAAUAUAUGUUUUAAAAGAUGUUCUGAAAUACAUGUGUGCCAGGAGGCAUACGGAUAUGCCCGGAGGAACACGCAUGGCAUCUUUUUGUUGGGCACCUGC